GCAAUGUGGUGAUAGUGUGGUAGUGUGGCGAUGCUUUGCUGCUUCAGGGCCAGGGCGACUUGCAAUAAUUGAGCGGAACAUGAAUUCUGCUCCCUUCCAGAAAUUCCUAAAGAAGAACGACUGGUCAUCAGUGUUUGUGUUGAAGCUCAAGUGCAUCUGGAUUAUGCAGCAAGACAAUGAUCCAAAGCAUAGGAGUAAGUCCACCUCUGAAUGACUCCAAAGAAGCUAAAUUAAAGUUUUGGAUUGGCCUAGUCAAUGUCCUGACUUGAACCCGAUUGUGAUGCUGUUGCAGGAACUUAAACGGGCAGUUCAUGCUCGAAAACCCUACAAUGUGGCUGAACUAAAGUAGUUCUGCGAAGAAGAGUGGGCCAAAAUUCCACCACAGCUUUGUGAAAUACUGAUCUCCAGUUAUCACAAGCAUUUGGUUGCAGUUGUUCCUCCUAAAGGUGGCACAACCAGCUAUUAAGUUUAAGGGGGCAGUUGGUUUUUCACAUGGGUUAUAUAGGUGUUGGAUAACUUUUUUCGCUUCAAUAAAAAAUAUAUAUAUUUGAAAAAUGUAUAUUGUGUUUACUCAGGUUGCCUUUGUUCUAUAUUAUAUCUCAUUUGAAGAUCUAAAACAAAUUAGUGUGAAAAAUACACAAAAAUAGAAGAAAUCAGGAUGGGGGCAAAUACUUUUCCACAGCACUAUAUGACCUCAUUCAUGAAACACGACAGGAAGUAUUGUACUGUAAAAAUUGUUGCAUUGUAUUAAAUGACAGAACUGUUUUACAAACAAUUUACUCAUUCAUUUUACAUGUGUUUCUAGAAUGAGGCCCAUAAACCAUUUUUCCACAGAUAAACUGUAUUUUUAGACUGACAUUAUUAUUAGUGGACUGAACAUCAGAAUUUCCUUAUCUAUUUUUACUCAGACAAACUAAAUGUACUGUUAUUUACUCAUCGGCUCCCUAGUUCUUCAUUAAGCGACAAGAUCAAUUUCUGAAUUUGGCUGAAUGCAUUGCAGCCAUUUUCCAUGCAGAGGGGUGUGUGCAUGUGUGUUCAGUACUGACAGAUUGCGGGAAGCUGCAUAUUUUUUUUUCCCUCUUCCUAAGCCAAUCAGCAUUGCUUUGAUAUGAGUCACUACAACACCCUGCCCAUAUAGGCCAAAAAGGGAGGGGCUGUUUCUCAGUCAGGACAGUGAAAUGGUGGCUGCUUGUACAAAUACAGCAGCAGCACCAUUAGGAACUGUGCAGCUACAGACGCAUUACAGAAUCAAACAAGACUGAAAGACUUUGGGACCAAAGCUCAAGGUUCAAACUCAUCUAUGGCAGACAAACAGCAGAUCAAAGUGACUGCAGUCAAAGUGCUGGGCUAUGUGGAGAAGAUCUCGUCCUUUGCCGCCUCCAUAGAUCCUCUCUUUGGGAUCGUGACCUCUGUAGUUGGGGUGGUUAGGAAAGGCCUAGUUGAUGAGGAGGAUCAAGAACUGGACAAGGACUUCAAGCAGAUCCAUGACAAGCUGGAAAACAUCUCUGAGAAGAACAAGCAGACGCUUAAACAGAUCCGCAUUGACGAAAUCAACGAGACGUUUGGUAAAUAUGAGGAGUUCAUUAAGCACCAGUAUGGAGCUUUCAACACCAUGUUGGAAAGAGUAAAGCAGGAUCCUGACAACUCGGUUCAUCACAUGAAGGAGUUUGUGAAGAUCUACGAGAGGGACAAAAGUGACAUGAGCUUAGAUGUGUAUUAUCGUGGUGUGAUGGGCUCUGGGGCUCUUUUUGGGAGGCCUAUGCUGAAGGUGUACCUGGAACACUGCGACAAGAACAGAAAGGUGAUGGAGGCUAGGUGCUCGCACCUGGCUCACCUGUUCUACAUUGGUCUAAUGGCACUAAUGGCCUACACCUCUGUCACCGAAGAUGACGAGGAUGAAGUGAGAGACAAAUGGGCCCAAAGGGUAAUUGAUAUUCAAGCAAAGAUGCAAGAAGCUCUGGACCAAUGUACAGAGGAGAAGUGAAGGCGGAAGGUUGCACUGAAAGAUUACAUUGACAAAUCCAUUUUAGAUUUCUGAAAGUUUGAAUCUGGAAGCGUGUAUGUAUAAUUUGUGGGUAAUGGGGCAUAAAGUGGGUAAUUUAAAAAAAAAAUGCAAUACUAGAGUGUCCCUGUAGUGCAAUGUUCUAGACAUGUCUUGGCCAAAGCCUUUUUGUUCUGCUUUCCAUUCCUUUUUAAGCAUGUUGCAGGUCAUUAUUAUGUGAAUGUGUAUGUAACAUCUGAAUCUUUGACGUGAGAUACAAUUAUUAUUUACUUCAUUAUGUUUUGUGGACUUCUUUGUGUAAUAAAUGUAGAUAUUUUUCUCUCGAAUCGUGGCAGUUAGUCUUCAAUCUUAUAAAAUGUGAUUUCUGUCUAGUCAUUUCAUGACAUGAGCGCACAAAGGGCUGUGAUUUACUUACGGAACCAGGUGAAUAUAGAAGUUGCACUGAUUUGCAUUCAAUGCAAACUCACCCGAAGUUUUCAGAGACUGGAAUGCCAUGGUUGGUCGGUCUACUCGAAGCCUAUUUGGGAAAUAAAUAUGGUGUGCUUAUAUAAUAAAGCAGAAUUACUUUGAACUUGCUAUCUGAUUCCUU
Molecule: messenger RNA, 2591 nt
Organism: Xyrauchen texanus (razorback sucker)
Lineage: Eukaryota; Metazoa; Chordata; Actinopteri; Cypriniformes; Catostomidae
Gene: rpz2
Product: rapunzel 2
Exons: 2
Coding region: 1301-1984 (227 amino acids)
Source: RefSeq, a predicted model, not a curated record